AUGCUGCGUACUCCACCAGUGGCGGGUGCCGAUUGCAGGACCCGCGAAGACCCUGCCGACACCAAGCCAGCUGGUGGGGAUAAUGGAUGCGAGCGACUGAUGGGUGGCCGUGCAGCACCUCUCGUUCGGCUGGCGGUUCGCAUGCUGUCGCGUCCAGCGCCUCCGCCCAGACCCGGUGCAGUUUCAUGGUGGAGCCAUGUGCACAAGCGGGCCUUUGCACCUUCAAUUUUUGCCGAGGCACGGCACUAA
This is a messenger RNA of Parnassius apollo (apollo), 249 nucleotides long. The record is from the annotation of a GenBank genome assembly. NCBI's taxonomy places the organism in Eukaryota, Metazoa, Arthropoda, Insecta, Lepidoptera, Papilionidae.